UUGGGCGUCGAGGAGAAGUUCGGUUGACAAAGCGUAACCAGCUAGAAGGUGACGAGUUUGUUAAAAAAAAAAAAAAAAAAAAAAAAAAGAAAAUUGGAUUAAUUUGAUGGUGUGCCUGGACUUUACGUCGCGGGAGCGCUUGUUAGAAGGGAGGGGGACCGCGUUUGGAUUUCCGUCACUUUUUUAUUUUAAAGUCUCCCUCUCCUGUUUCGUUUGAGGACUCGUAGGUCGUUGGACUCCCGAUGCUGGGCGACGGAGAGCCGCAGCAUGUUGCUACAGAGUUAAAGAAACCACAAGUUAACACGAGACGGGAAGAGGCUGUGCUGUGUGUGCUGUGUAUGCUGCUGUGCUAUGUUGUGUGUAUGUAUGAGUCUGUAUGAGUAUAUGAGUGCGUAUGUGUGUGUGUGUGUGUGUGUGUGUGUGUGUGUGUGUGUGUGUGUGUGUGUGUGUGUGCUAGCUGGCUACAUAUGCUGUGUAUGAAAUAGUAACCGGAGCCGACAGACACAGAGAUCCGCCGGUCCCUGUGUAGCUGAUACAUUGUUGCAAGUGCGUGAUUAUUCGAGGAAACCCAGGGUUCACUCUAGUGCGCGUGGAAAGCUGUCAUUUUAUUUAAUAAGCGAUUUCCGAUGUUAUGACACUUAUGUGGAUCCGUUAUGGUUUGUAAUUUCCCCGAGAGUGUCAGAGAGACGCGCGUGAAGUUGUUGGGGAAACUUUAAUCAGGUGGUGGUGGUGGUGGUGAUGAUGAUGGUGAUGAUGAUGAUGAUGGUGGCUGACACUGAGUGCUGAUGUUUGGACUCCUUUACAUUUACAAUGCGAUGAAUGUGACGGUGUUGCUCGUCAUAACUCACACACACCCCGGGUGGGUUUCCCUGCUGCACCCUGCGCGUGCUCUCAGCCCGUGGAUGAACUCUUAUACCUAACUCUUAUAUCUGUGAUGUGAUGUUCUGAUGCACGGAUUUACAACUGAUGCGGACGUUGGAAUCGGAAAUCCGUAGUAGUAGUUUUUGUUUUAUUUUAUUUUAUUUAACACACAAUGAAAACUUUUUGGAGCAUCCCUAGUUUACAGGAGCUGGUCAGUUGUUGAACACAUCCAUGGUGUCUAGCUUGUAUUGUUGUCACAGACUGUAUAAACAAGUAUAGCAGUAGUUUCGCGGGUGUUGUUGUUGUUGUUGAGACUUGAAUCAGGAAGCCGGCGGAAAUGGCCGGAGAGUGCACGUACAGCGCGCGCGACGCCGCUGAUGACACUUUGUGUCCUAGGGAGCGACAGGAGCGGUUCUCCUCUUCCUCUUCCUCCUCCUCCUCAUCAUCAUUACCCGCCGCCCCUUCGUCGCCCUUCUUCGAGACCAUCGGCGGUUUUCUGUACCGGAAGAAGUUAGAGAAGGGCUUUGUGCAGUACCGCGAAGUGCUGGCUGAAGACAAGCGGCUCCACUCCAUCCAGGCUUUCCACGCGAGGACGCCCGGGAGCCUUCACCACACCCUGGAGGACACGUACCGGCUAGUCGCGGAGCACUACUGGUGGGAAGGAAUGUACUUUCAGGUCAGAGACUUUGUUCUGGGCUGCGAGGAAUGUCAUCGAAGGCAGGCUGAAAAAGCAGAGUGCUCAAACGUGGGGAAUAUGAUCGAAUCUAAGAUGGUGAAAUCACACAGUCAGGAAGUUCUGAGCAAGCUGAAUAGCCAACGAGAGGCUGGGCUGUUCUGCGACAUCACGCUAAAAACUGGUAGCGGACACUCAUUUGUUGCCCACAAGUCAGUUUUGGCAGCCGUGAGCGAGUAUUUCCAGGAACUAUUUGCUGAAAUGGACGCCGCCACCGAACCUCACACACACGUCGACCUCACGGGUUUCAGUGAGGAGAGCUUGCUUGCUUUGCUUGAGUUUUCCUAUACAUCCAUCCUGACUCUGAACUUGGGCACGCUGACGGAGGUAGCAGCAAUGGCUCGCCAUCUCCGCAUGUGGCAUGCUCUGGAGGCCUGUUCUGCUUUACAGAGUGAGCAAGAGGCUGGCCAUCGAUCCUCCAAACUGCUCAAUCCCAUAGGAAUGACCUCUGUGAUGCCUGGGGUUUCCCCUAUGAACACCUUGAGAAACCAGAGCUCCCCCUCAGGAAGGACAGCAAGGUUUAUAAGAAAAAGGGAGGCGGAACAAGGGGGAGCUCACGUAGUAGACGGGACUGAUGAAUCUGACCGAGAAGGCAGUGAUCAAACUUUACCCGCCCAGUGCCAAAGCCAGGCUCUUUCCAGUCUACAGACAGAGGGUUACGGCUUUCCGUGUAGCCCAACUCGCAGGAUGAAACUUAUGGACUUCAAAUCUCCAUCCAGCAAGAGGAAAUUGUCCCCUCGUCCAUCGUCAUCAAUCAUCCCGACAUCUCCCUCUACUUCCACCCGAUCCUCCUCUCCAUCCCGCCGCCUGCUUCGCUCCACACCAGGAGCCGCACUAGCCCUGCGUAGGCUCCUGCCCAAAAUUGACCUCUCGUCCAAGAGAAAAAGGAAGUCCUCCUCUUAUCAGCGGACAUACAGGGUAAAGAGCGAUUUCUCAGUGGAACCGUCUCGAUCUCAGCCGUGUCUGGCAAUCCCAGUGAAGGUGAAGCAGGAGGCAGUGGAGGAAGAAGUGUGCAGUGCAAUCCCUCAAGAUGAAGUGCACAGUCCUCGUGCUCAGGAGAAAUAUCGACUACUUAGCUUCCUCGGCUUGCAGAGGAAAUCCCUCACGCCUGGCCCAGAAGAGCUCUCAGGCUGGGGGCAAAAAAAGAGACUUAGGAAGUUGAAAGUGAGUGACUACUCUCUGACAGCCCGACGCAAACCCCGUACACAAAGUCUAGGCGGAAUUGCUGUUGGCCUGGGAGGUUUAGUGGGAGUCAGCUCCUCUAUGUCCCUCUGUGACAUGACCAGAAUGGAUCUUCUGAAGAAAGUGAUCAAAGUAGAACCGCAGGUUACCACGGACAAGAAAUUGAAAAGGAAAAACAACACCGUGGGUCAAAUGGAGCAUUUGAGUGUUAGAACCACACGCAGCCAAUCCAUGAAGGUAGACUCGAGUGAGACUCGUAAUGUUCGUUCGUUAAGAAACCGUUCUAGCAGCCCAAACAAACCGUUACCUCGACCUCCAGGCAGAGGAAGGGGCACAGUGCGAGGAGCCCAGGCCCCUCCAAAGAAAGUUACAACAAGGACAAAACAGGAACCCCAAGAGUAUGCCAUCUCACCAACUGCCCCCUCCUACGGUGGUAAAGCCAGAGGAUCGGCCCCCAAGAGUAAUCCGCCAGUAGAUCGCUCGCUCAGAAUCACUACCACAGAAUCAAAGCGUAUGUUGCGCUACAACAUUGGACGCUCGACCAGAGACAAGCGCAAAGGUACAAGACAAAACAAGUCGGUCCAAGAAAAGACCAAACAGAGAAGCGGAGCGUGUAAAGCAAACGGUGUCCGAGAGAACAAAAAGAACACGGCACCCAGAAACAGAACAGAAGACAAGGAGGCAGAUCUUGAUGGUGCACGAGGUUGGGAUUUUUCCGAUACCAACCACCAGCACUACAAUAAUCCUCUUUAUAAGGUUAUAAAAGAAGAGCCAGCAGACCCUCUACCCCUGACCCAGCCCUUCAUAAAUAGUGAUGCUUCUGACCUGGGUAAACGUCAGAGCAAACCACCUGUGAAACUCUUAGACCAAGGUUUCCUCUUCGGGCUUUGCCGACCAUCAGGUGGAAUCAAGAGGGAGGAGGAGAGUGUGGACAUCUGCUUGACUCGCUCUGUCUCCCACAGUAGUGCUUCCCCUAGCAACGAAUCACCUGGCAUUGUCAGAAGAGCUCGGAUUAGAGCAAGGAUCACGUCAGAGGGAUCUGGGCUAAAUGGACCUCACUGGGCUGGGCUUGGCAACAGGUCCACUUCCUCUUCUCAAAGGGUGCUUGUCCGAGUGAAGAAGGAAGAGGAACAGAUCGAUGUAUCCCAGCCGUCAAAAGCGAACAGAAGUUUUACACAGCUCAAAGACAGCAAAGGGAGCUGUAAGGUUAAAAGACAGGCACCAAAGACAAAGAAUGUAAACAAGUUGUAUCCCGUGAGCAGUCGGCGCACUGUUAUGCUGGAGUCCAUCCGACACGCCCGCUUUAACCAGCAGAAGAGUCCCCGUGGUCAGUCCUCUGGUGGACCCCAUGCGUGCCUGCAGUGUAGAGCAUCUUACAGAGACUGUGAUGGCCUCAUCAUGCACCGAAUCAGGCACAUUGAAGGCAAACACUGGCCAUGUCCUUUGUGCAGUAAGACAUUCUUCAGGCAGAAAAAUGUGAGAAACCACAUAAGGACACACAAUCCCAAACUCUACAAAUGCCGUCAGUGCGUCGCUUCCUCUUAAGGUGGAGAACACUGCGACAAAACAGUGAAGACGAAGGCUGCCUUUUUUUUUUUUUUUUAAUUAAAUUUUUUUUUUUUUUUGGUGGGAAAUAUAAAUCUGUAUAUACCUGAAUGUUACAUGACAAUGAAGUUCAGUCUAUAGAUGUAAUUAUGGUCAUUGGUAUUCUGUGAUUUAUUAUUAUUUUCCCCCCCCCAUACAAUAAUUAUUGUUAUUGUUAUUUAAAUAACCAAACUAAAGAUGUUUUGCAGUUUCGAUAGGUGGGGAACUUGAACCAUUGAUGUUUCUCUCAGGGGAUGGAGGCUGGUUGUAAUGGCGAUAUUUGUACAUGAGGAUUGUGUAGAAUGCUUUAAGAAGAUUACUACUAUUGUAAUUACUGCGAUUAUAAUAUUAUUAUUGUUAUUACAGUUAUUUUUUAUAAAUAGUAUCCUCUUGAGUGCACUUAAAAAAAAAAACAAAAAAAACAAAAAAAACAAAAAAAAAAAGGAAGGUAGCUUUGUUUUGAAACCUAAGAAUACUUGUCAAGUGGUCAGGUGAGCUUUCUGGGAUCUACUUGAAUGGUGGCUGAGGUGGAGGUUUUAAUCUUGCCUUGGUUUGAGGUAAUUAGAUGAUGAUGAUGAUGAUGAUGAUGCAUUAGAAAAAUAGACAAGACGGAAGUUACCGGCACUGAAUCAUUGUCUAAAUGAAGAGGAAAGAUGAAAAUCCCUGUCUUUGCUUAUAUUCUCCCUCGUGAUCUUUGUCGACAGGCAGAUUUCAUAUGUCUGUUUUAAACUAAGGGAAUCCCAACAGGUCUAAAUGUGACUUUUUACAACGUCAGCUAUGCUUUCCUUAUAUUGCUGUUUUGGAAAUUAGUUUUUAACGAGGCAAUUGAAUACAUUCUCAGAUUGAGAGUUUUCUUUUCUUCUUCUUCUUCUUUUUUUUUUUUUUUUUUUUUAAAAGAUCCAAAGCUUCCACAGGAUUUAAUGCAGUGAAGUUGUAUGAAGUUUUAAAUGUAGUGCUUUUAGUCUGAAACCACAGAACUGUAAAAAGACCAAUAUCAAUAUAAAUAAAUUUCAAAUUUUACUCUGCAAUCGUGUGGCAAUAUUGUCAUACCACAGAAUAUAGUGAUGUCGUCUUUUGGAAUUAUUAAGAUAAUGGGGGAAAUUAUUUUGUAUUUCUAUUAGUCCGUGGUAUAUUUGUAACCUUUAAGAUUUUUGCAUUGAUGGGGAUCAUUUCAGGAUGUUACUAUAAGCUGUAAGGUCUGAGGACGUGUAAUCAGUGCAGCCCACUGUCAGCAUUUCUUUAAUAUUGUGUUUGGUUUUUUUUUGUUUGUUUUGUUUUUUAAAUAAAUAUGCAUGACUCUUAUUAUGGCAAGCAUGAAAUACAUGAAAAUCCACUGUAGUUCUUUUGUGUAUUAUCGUGCAUUUGAUGAUGAUAAUGAUAAUAAUAAUAAUAAUAAUAAUAAUAAUAAUAAUAAUCUGAUGUGGGCUGCAAAACUAGAUUUUAUCAUUUUAUCUUCUGCAAUAAAAAGGCUACAGAAAUACAACUUGUUCUGUAUAAACCCAAAUUUAAAUGCUAUUUAAAGAGACAUGCUUAGUAUAUUCCAGGUUUCUAGGUGCAUUUAACCAAUAAGCAGUUUUAUGCUGCUUUUAUUACUUUGAACUUCAUGUUUGUUAAAUGGACAUUGACUAUAUAUAUAUUUGCACUAUAGCAGGUUAAGUGUAACUGAUUAAUUUGAAGGUCUAGUUUUCUUUUUCUUUUUCUUUUUGCAGCGGGCUGGGUAAUCAGAAUCAGAGGCCGCUCCUGGCUGUUGUCAUCUUUCAGAUAUUUUCUUCUUUCAUGUUUAUAAAUAUAAAUGUGAAAAUGAAAGACCUCAAGAUUAUGGGGGGGGGAUCACUAUAUAUCACUAAUAUCAAAAUGAUCAAGCUUUCAUUUCCCUUUUUAAGUGUAACGUAAAUCUUUUAAUAACAUGUAGAUCCACCCUUUGCUU
This is a messenger RNA of Ictalurus furcatus (blue catfish), 6287 nucleotides long. RefSeq lists its product as uncharacterized. Bases 1199 to 4321 code for a protein of 1040 amino acids. The record is from RefSeq and is a predicted model, not a curated record. Gene Ontology annotation, molecular function: DNA-binding transcription factor activity, RNA polymerase II-specific; protein binding; RNA polymerase II cis-regulatory region sequence-specific DNA binding. Gene Ontology annotation, biological process: regulation of transcription by RNA polymerase II; positive regulation of gene expression. NCBI's taxonomy places the organism in Eukaryota, Metazoa, Chordata, Actinopteri, Siluriformes, Ictaluridae. The transcript has 7 exons.